AUGCCUACAGUUGUUAUCAAACCUGGUGCCAUUAUCUUUGUGACAGGCGUCAAUGGGCUCAUUGGAAGUCAUAUCGUCGACCAGCUGCUGAAGCGGGGAUACAACGUUCGUGGUGCGGUGAGAGAUGCCGAGAAGCACAAAUACUUAAUCGAGUACUUCAACGAUAAGUACAAAGAAGCAAAGUUCGAGCUUGUGGAUGUGCCGGACAUGACCGCUGAGGAUUGCUACGAUAAUGUCGUCAAUGAUAUCGAGGGCUUCAUCCACGUCGCGUCACCCAUUGGAGGCAUCUCAGAUGUCAAUGUUGCAAUCUCGAUCGCCUCUAGCGCAGGCUUAAAUGCUCUCAAGGCUUGCGCAAAGGUCCCUUCUUGCAAAGGCCUCGUCUUUACAUCAUCAUCCCUUGCUGCAACGUUUCCUCACCCCAACGUUGAGUUCUCGAUUGAUGAGAACACUUACAAUGAUGUAGCACUGAAGAUUCUGGAGAAAGGGCCAGGUAAACCGGGACUGUUUGUCUACGCGGCCAUGAAGACCGAGACUGAGAAGGCGAUGAUGAGGUGGAUAGAAGAGAACCAACCUAGCUUCGUACUCAACCGCGUUUUGCCAAACGCGAAUUUCGGCGCUGUCUUGAUUCCCGAGCACUAA
Alternaria atra is the source of this 639-nucleotide messenger RNA. RefSeq lists its product as uncharacterized. The record is from RefSeq and is a predicted model, not a curated record. The coding region runs from base 1 to 639 and encodes 212 amino acids. Gene Ontology annotation, molecular function: oxidoreductase activity, acting on the CH-OH group of donors, NAD or NADP as acceptor. The transcript has 3 exons. Lineage: Eukaryota; Fungi; Ascomycota; Dothideomycetes; Pleosporales; Pleosporaceae.